Molecule: messenger RNA, 2406 nt
Organism: Phyllotreta striolata
Lineage: Eukaryota; Metazoa; Arthropoda; Insecta; Coleoptera; Chrysomelidae
Source: the annotation of a GenBank genome assembly
AGUUGUCAAAUGAACGUCAAUUUGUAAACAAAUGUAGUGUAGAAAAAUUAGAAAAUCUACUUAAAAAUGUCGAAAGAAAGCCAUAUUGAUCGCGAUUUGGAUUUAUCGAAUGCUAAUAGAGGAGUUUGGCUAGUGAAAGUCCCAAAAUACGUUUCCGAACGAUGGGAAAAAGCACCAGGAGAUAUGGAAGUUGGAAAGUUAAAAAUCACAAAACCUAUAGGUCAAAAGGCGCAAGUUUCAUUAACUCUUUCGCCUGCAAUUCUCAACUUAAACGAACCAGGACAAGAAAGCAUACCGAAGGAUCACCGACUAGAUGUUUCAACAGUUACUCAACAAACGUUAGGAGUAUUCUCCCAUGCCCAACCUGUAAAUACUGACGCUGUGGUACCGGAAACUGAGAAAUUAUACAUGGAAGGAAAAAUUGUACAGAAACUAGAAUGUAGGCCUUACGCGGAUAAUUGCUACAUGAAACUGAAGUUAGAGUCCAUUAGAAAAGCUUCUUUACCAAACAGGCAAGCUAAGAGAUUGGACAGAGUAGUACAAACUUUCAAGCCUGUGGCCGAUCACAAGAAUAACAUUGAGUACAUGGAAAAGAAGAAGGCAGAAGGGAAGAAGGCUCGUGAUGAUAAAGAUGCUGUAUUGGAAAUGCUAUUUGCAGCUUUCGAAAAGCAUCAAUAUUACAAUAUAAAGGAUUUAGUUAAGAUUACCAAACAACCCAUCACGUAUUUAAAGGAGAUUUUAAAGGAAGUUUGCAAUUACAAUUUGAAGAACCCCCAUAAGAACAUGUGGGAACUUAAGCCUGAAUACAGGCAUUACAAACAGGAAUUGGAGGAAUCUAAGAAGGAAGACUCUGACGAUGAUUAGAUACUAUUUUCACAUCGAUUGUAUAUAAGUUUAUUCAAACAAUAGCGUAAAAUAUUUGAACAGUUUUAAUUUUUGAAACAGUUAAUAAAAUAUUUUCAUAUACUACAAUUUAUGUAAAUAUAAUGGAACUAAUUUUGGAUAAUCAACGAAAAUCUAAUAUAAUACAUAUAAAAAUGGAUGAAACAUCUUUCAGAUCUAAAUAUAAAAAUACAAAAAUAGAAUAAAAACCGUAAGUAUCAAAAUUCCUUUUGAUCCUAUCAGGCAAUCCAUUCAAGUCUAUCGGCAAAUAGUAAAAACAUAAAAAAAUAAUUUAUAGAAAUGAAUACUUAAAGGACUCGAGAUCUUAAAAAUACCAAAUUAAAAUGUUUUGUUUGCGAUAUAUAAAAUCUAAACGCGACAUUUAUAAAAUGCGAAAUAGUUAUACACUGUCAGUUACUUGUUUUUCCUGUAAUGAGAUUCAUUAUAUAGAUAAAACCUGUGAAUUUUUAGUAGUACAGCCCGAUAAUUUUGGCACUUUACAUUAUUUAUCAACUGUACUGUUAUAAGGAAAUUUAUUUUUAUCAAAUUGCAAUUACUUCCUACACGCCUACACAUUCCGAAUCAAAUUCUCGAUUUCGAACCGCCGACUUUGAUAUCGAACAGCUUCCUCACGAAAUAAACUUGCACAGCCGUCGUCAUUACAACGACAAAAAUCUGAAUAAAAGACCAUCUAACAACGUACGAAUUGUUAUCCUGCAACAAAUUGAAAUCCCAAGCUUCCCUGCCCCUCGUAUGGUGCUGGUACUGCAACAUGUUGUUAAUAUUCCUCUCGACGCCCACUAUAGUAGACGUAAAGUUCUCCAUAUUCAUGUUCAACGAUUCAAUCUCCUUGGUGUACAAUUCCCACAAAUCGUACCGAACCACGGUUAUGUAUAUAUUAACCAGCUUAGCGGCGAAUUUCGAGAACUGGUUGUCGAUGCACACCGAGUAAUAACCCCCCAUCGACUGCUGGUCCUGGUACUCGCUGUUGGGCUUCCACUGAUAGGGGUGCACGAUCUGGCCGGUGGGGUGUCUCACCGCGAACCCGGCCAUCCCGUCGCCCCCUCUCACCACCUGGAAGCUCACGUAGAACGUCGCCCCCGGGUUAACAUAUUGGAAAUAACAGUCCUCCUUGCCAGCUUCUAUGUAAACUUUGUAGUCCAUCGCGACGGCCGGCAGGUUCUCGUACCAAGGGGCAGUCGCUUGCUGCGGUAUCGAGACCUCCACGUAAAAUACCAGUAGCAGGAAACAUUUCAAAAGUAACGUGGCAGUUUGGACCAUUUUUAAAACUGCUAGUGAUAGGGUUAGGUUAAGUUAAAAUAUGCGAACUUUCACUUCGAUGUUUGAUGUUCAUUCACUUGUAAAUGGGUUUGAUUGAAAUGCGAUCUAAAUGGAAUGUAAAGUAAACAGUUUAUACAUGAUUUCGUCAGAGGUUUAUGGUUCAAUUUUUGUUGGAAAUUUCAAAACAUAACCGUUGUUUUAAGUAGUAACAGGCAUUCUAUUCUGGCAUUUAUGACAUGACAU